Dibothriocephalus latus is the source of this 416-nucleotide messenger RNA. The record is from the annotation of a GenBank genome assembly. NCBI's taxonomy places the organism in Eukaryota, Metazoa, Platyhelminthes, Cestoda, Diphyllobothriidea, Diphyllobothriidae.
CUUUCAAUACUGCCUCGAAAAGCUCCGUCAAGAAAUCCUCACUGCACCAGCCACCGAUGCUGGCCCUUUCUUAUCGACCUCGAAUGAUUUCAUUUCUACUGGCGGUCUCAGUCCGAACGAAACCACUGCCUCUGCAGCAACGCAACCGGUUAUCUUCGACAUUUCCAGCCUACAAGAGCUCUUUCGGACGUCAGUCUACUCCUCCCAUCGUAUACCUGAAGUGCGGCAGACCCUCAUCUACUGCUACGCUAUCCUCAUCGUCUGUGGUACCACUUUUAACCUCGCCGUCCUCUUUGCUCUGCUAUACUUUAGAGAACAAACAUUUACCAACAUUGCCAAUAUAUUUGUAUUCACACUGGCUGCAUCAGAUGUUGUUUUGUGUGGUGUCAGCAUGCCAAUUCAACUUUACUAUGGCA